Messenger RNA from Dacryopinax primogenitus, 4209 nucleotides. RefSeq lists its product as uncharacterized. Gene Ontology annotation, biological process: deadenylation-independent decapping of nuclear-transcribed mRNA. The record is from RefSeq and is a predicted model, not a curated record. The coding region runs from base 12 to 4052 and encodes 1346 amino acids. NCBI's taxonomy places the organism in Eukaryota, Fungi, Basidiomycota, Dacrymycetes, Dacrymycetales, Dacrymycetaceae. The transcript has 6 exons. Gene Ontology annotation, cellular component: P-body.
AGCAGACCAACAUGUACCCCAACUCUCCUUCAGGGUACAGCGGAAGCACGCUCAACCUCACCUCCGGCCCAGGGCUGCAUUUCUCUCUCGCCAACCUCUCCCCUGAACGGGCGGGCGAGUUCCAGUUCCUCCCUGGGGGCACUGGGUUCUCCCCCGUUCCGCCCUAUACGCCGGAGCAGGAUAGCCCUGCUGCGCGUAACCUUUCGGGCUUGGGCAUGACCGGCGAAAGGCUGGGAGAGAGGGAGAGGAUCUCACCGACUAAUAGUAUGACUUAUAGUUCUCAUGGGGUGCCGCCGAUCCCCCAGCUGCAGGGCCAGCCUCAGUCGCAGAGUCAACAGCAGCCGCAACAGCAGCCGCAAAAUCAGUACCAGGCCCAGGCUCAGCCCCAACCUCAAUCGCAGUCCCAGCAGAGCCAGUCGCAGGGAACUCAAGGCCAGUCGCAAGGGCACCAGCAGCAGCAGGGGAAGCUCCUGGAACAGCUUAUGGCUAUAGGGGACUUGAGGCCGUCGGGUACCAUGCCCGGAGGCCCGAGCGGGCCGGGUGGGGGUUACUCACUUUUCGGCGAACAGGUCUCUUCUGCGCUGAAUCAGCAGGGGAGCUAUGCCCCGCCACCCCAGCAGCCGAGCGCCCAGCAGCAACAAGCUACCCAGCAGCAACAACAGCAGCAGAGCGCCCAGCAACAGCCUCAAAGGAGCUUGUUCGACUUCGUCUCCCCCUUCGACGCGCUCUCGCCUGUUAGCAGCGGGCCCAGUUCGAACCUGCCUUCCCAAGUCCCCAUCCAGAGGAAGCCUGUCAGCCAACAGCAGCAGCAGCAGCAGAGGCAGAGCCUCUCCCCCCCUAGUGCAGGGGAGAGCGCUUCUUCCCGCCCCUUGCCUGUGCCCGGACAGCCCACGAAGCGCAUCACGAAAAUCGACAUCACCCUCCCUCCCGGGUCGGAAGCGCACUGGGUCCGCGCUCGCCAGGACAGCGCCUUCAUCACACCUAUCGCCCUGCUCAAACUGGACAGUGUCUACCACCCCGGCACCACUAUUGGCGUGGCGGACUUUAUCGCGUAUGCGAUGACGAAGGGCCGAGUGAGGCUUAUCGACCGCCUGCAGGGGUUUAGGGCGCUCCUCAAGCUCCCCGCGCCUUUCCCGAACAACGCUACCCUCUCAGACAUGUACGUCACCGACACGCGCAUCUGUGCGACCACGAGCGACGGCGGUCUCAUCGUCUGGGAUAUCCCGGCGAUGGAGAGCGAAGACCCGCCCGUGCAUACAAUGCUCGUCGUCCCCGGUCAAGGGGCGAACAGCGCCAUGGCGUUCAAGGCUAUCCGUCCGUACCCGGGCCUGUCGGGCGAAGUCUUUGGCCUCGCAACUGCUAAAGAGGUCUGGAUCGUCUCGGUACAAGAGGCCUGCCGGUCUGCCGGGAGCGCACAUCUCUCUCCCCAGGAACUGAAGAACGUCGCUCGCGUCGUCUCUGUGCCUAGGGAUGCGGAGCUCGCUGCGUUUGCUUUCUCCCCCCUGCCGACCCCUACUACGUCGUCUACCACUCUCCCCCCAGAGCCAACCCUGGCAACCGUGACCACAACCUCGGAAGUCACGUUCUGGAGUUUGGGAGAUAUCGACCCCCGCCCACUAUGGCGUGGCACCGUACCCGGCUCUGGCAAGCCCAGCAGCGCGCACUUCGUCAGCACCGAAGGGCUCGUCCUCGGUCGCAGGCAAGGCACUGUCUUCCAGCUUCUAUCUGGACUUGCGGGCCGCGUGGUCGAAGAAGCGCGGUUUGAUGCCGGCUCUGGCUCGGUAGGCGAGUUUGAGGAAGGCGGGUCCCGCGGGUUCGGGCACGUCGCUUAUGAUUCAAGGCUCGGUGCGCUCUGGGUCGCCAACUCUGUCCGGCCUUCCCUUUUCGCUCUCAGGCCUCUCGUACCCAGUGGUACGGUCCGUCCUACGGGAUUCUACCCUACCCUCGAGUUCCCUCUCCCAGAACCGAUGAUCAACAUCACCCUCGCUACGGACGUUGCGUACCGUGGAGGCGCCUCGGACGGCUCGGAUCGCCAGAGCCCGGUGCACCACGAUAAUGCCGUGACGGCAUUUGCGGUGCAUACUGGAGGGGUGCACCAGGUGCAAGUGGCUCGCGAGAGCUGGGAGGAGACGAUUAGCCGAGGUGAAUCGCUCUCUUCGCUUGAUCUAUCUGGUCCUGGUCCUGUGCCUGCGGCCGCAGGGGCAAGCGAGAGCGAGCACUUGGCUGAGAUCCCUGAUGAGGACGAGCCGGAGGGAGAUCAGGACACGGGAGCCGAGAUGGAGGAACCGGUUAGGAGCAUGCCGAGCGCUCCUGUCCUCCAGCCUGGGGCUAGGGUGCCUAUUGCCACUCGUCAGGAACGCGUCUCUGGCGAGAGCAUCCUUCCCCGUCCGGCUGCGAGCUUGACGAGCAUCACCGGCGUGCCCCUUAUGGCGCAGGUGGACGACUCGGCCGAACAUAGUGGGAGCAGCAGGGGGAUCACGAACCCUGCUCCUCCUGCCAAGAGUAGGAAGGAGAAGGAGCGCGAGAAACACGAGGAGAAGCGCAAGGACGAGUCUGGCAAGGAUAAGGAAAAACAGAAGGACGAGACGCUCCCCGCUGCGCUUGCUAAUGACCCCUUGGGCGCGGCGCUCACCCGAGAGAUGAGACGCGUUGAGGAGAGCUUGCAGUCUGCUGUGACACGUAUCUUGGGAUCGGAGAUGGAGAGGCAACAGAAAACAUUCGACAGCCGGCGUCAGAAGGAUCAAGAGGAUGAGUACAAGCGUCAAGAGACUAUGCUCAAGAUGAUCUCUGUUGAACUCACCAAGAAUACGUCCCGCGUGGUCGAGAAUGCUGUCAAGCAGGAAGUACAGACCACUGUCCUGCCUGCGCUCGAGGCUAUUGCGAAGAGCGAGAUCCGCAACUCCGUCAAUGGACAAAUCGCAAAGGGACUGGGUGACAGUAUGCGCACCACGCUCCCGAAUGAGAUCGAAAAGCUGCUCCUCCGACCGGAUGUGUCGAACCACAUCGCUCGCACUUUCUCUUCAGCGGUGACUCCUCUCGUGGAGAAGAAUGUCAAGGACACGAUCACCCGCUCUUUGCUUCCAGCCUACCAGCAGCAGACACAGAUCAUGCAGCAGGCUCUCAUGCAUGAAAUUCAUACGGAGAUCUUGAAUGUGAAGAAGGAAAUCGUCGGGUGGCAGAGUGAUGUCUUGACGGACGUUCAAACUACCAUGAACUCGCUUGAGCAACAAUUCGUCCAGCUUAGCGAGCAAGUGCGCACUCUGUCCCUUCAAGUCAAGGCACCCAGCAGGAGCCAGGGAGGCACCCCCACGCACACGCCUUCUCACCUGCGUGGCUCUGGGAACUCCAUAAUGGCGAUGGGACCCCCUCCCGCUCUGCCGACUCUGCUUAAUCAGACCGCCCCAAGUUGGCCACUCAUGCAGAAUACGCAGCAGGGUCCCAUGGGACCUCAAUUCCAGCCUGGUCCCGUCUAUCCUCCCGGAAAUAGCCAAUAUGGACCUCCUGCAGGGCCUCCCGGUCCGCCGCAGCAAAUGCCUCAGCCACAGCAAUCACAACAGGCACAGCGCGAGCAGAACAUCCAAAUGCCUCAACCCCAACCGCCUCCCUCCCAGGUUCUGGGUUUCAGGCCGGAGGACUGGGACGAGGCGUUUUUGACCGUGCUGACGAGCGGCGAGACCAGACAGCUCAGGGAGUUGCUCUCUAAGUGCAACGCCGAUAUCAUCAUGCCUGCUAAUGGACAGGGACCGCUGUCUCAAGCAGUCAUCCUUACCAUUGUGACCAGGCUGUCGACAAUGGUGUCAGAAAUGUCGCCGGAAGAUGAGGCUUUCGACUUCACGCUGCGCUGGUUGCAGCGUGCUGCCAUGGCCUUGACACCUUCCGACCGUGUCAUUGCCCCUUAUGUUCAGCGUGUCCUGCCGUCUGUUCAGCAGACGCUCGGUAACCUGAACCAAAGACUGAAUCUGCUCCCUGGUGGUCCAAGGCUGCUGGAAAUCAGUCGCACCCUGAGUCAGAUCCAACAAACGCUUCAGUCGAAGCCGCUCAUUGCUCUGUAACGCAAUGAAUGAAAUGAUUACGAGCCCCCUGAUCCUUUAACGACUUGUUUACGUACAUACAUUCUUUGGAUCGUUUCCUUGUUCCUUGUUCUGCAUGGUAUAUAUUGCUUACCCUCAACGUGAUUUCCAGAUAUGAUUGCUACCCUUACCUGAUGCC